Molecule: messenger RNA, 435 nt
Organism: Vitis vinifera (wine grape)
Lineage: Eukaryota; Viridiplantae; Streptophyta; Magnoliopsida; Vitales; Vitaceae
Exons: 2
Coding region: 21-395 (124 amino acids)
Source: RefSeq, a predicted model, not a curated record
CUCCAUCCGUAGAGAGAACUAUGGAGCCAGAGACUAAUGUGGACCAUGACACAAAUGUUGAUGCUGAAAAUAGUGAUGAAAUAUGGCAUCAAUAUCAUGAUGCAGAACGAGCAAUCGACCAAUAUCAAAGGGGCAUUCAGCAGCAGCUGAGAAUAAUGCGUGGCCUUAUGCAUAAGUUAGGGACUCGCAGACAUAGUGGGGUAAAUUCAGAUGCGGGUGGUCACUCUAGCUAUGCACCAGCCAGCACUCCCACGGCCGAUGACCAUGCAUUUCCCGGUGAUGAGUACAUGGCUUCGCAUGCUGCAUACCAUGUGCUAGACACACCAGAUCGCGUUGUCGCCCCUGAGUAUGAGUUGCAGCCCAGUGUACCCAUUAAUGUAGUAAGCGGUAAGUGAUAAAAUUUAUGCAAACACCCAUAUGGUUAACAACCCAUGU